AUGUCCGACCGACCUCUUCAUCCUCACGAAAGUACACCUGGUCAUUCACCAGAUAUCGAGAUGGCUUCUCCUACCGACCAUCCGUCUGGCUUACCUUCUCACCCGUUCACUCCACCCCAUCAAAAUACGACAGCCUUGUAUGGCGGUCAAUCACCAGAAAUAUACACUUCACCUCAACCAGGUGGCGGCUCAUCAGCAGGAUCAUCCAGCGCUCCUCCUCAGGGUACACCAUCUAACUUGGGUAAAAGGAACUUCUCCGCUUUGACUCCUCGAGAGUCGGAAGAACACAAACGAAUCCUCACCGUCCCAGAGGCUGGCUUAGGUCUAGGAUUGGAACUGGGAAAUCCUAGUUCUUCUGGUAAUAACCCAAGUCCUUCAAGUACAAGUGACAUCGACCCACCAGAUAGACAAGGUGAAGAUGUGGCUUCAAAUCUUCUAAAUCAACAGAUCCAUUCUACCAACCCGGAGAUAGUCGAAGAUGAAAGAGGAAGUUAUGCAGCUCCUACAACACCGAAUCCAACACCUGCAAGAGGUUCAGAGCAAAGUGGAAGUAUGGAUAUGGAUGUAAAUGUCGGUGUUGGUCAACCUCCCGCAGAACUAGUCGAAGCGAUGACCAGAACAAAAAGGUUACAACGACGUAUUCCAACUGAUCCCCUUCCGGUCAACUUCAAGCCGGAGGUAGUACCGAGUAACCUCGAUCUAACUCCUGAUGAAUGGAAAAACGUCAGAUUCGAAUCGAUAAAAGCCGAUUUCAGGAAGACCUCGUUACCCAAAUGGAGAGAGCCAUCCGGCACCCACAGAGUAAUGGCUCCUUCUGGCGACCUGGCAUGGGUAGAUCCCUUCGCUUCGCCGACUCUCCCUCGACCUUUGAUUCCAGAGUUGAGAAUCCCACCCGACUUUGGUAUAGACGAUUUCAACGCCGCUCGAAUCGGGCUGAAUUUUAUGGAGAUGUUGGCGGACGACCUGAAAUCCGGCGAGAUGACCCUAUUGGAUCUCGAUUGGCAGGUACGACGACAUGUCUUUCAAUGUAUCAUGAUGCAGGAAAGGGGUAAAGCAAGAACCCUAUUCCCUACGUCUCUGGACCGAACCAUUCUACCUGCAAGGCAAUUUGAAGGAGUCGAUCUGGACGAGACCGCCGCUUACACCUUUCGAAGACCUUUGCAAUGGGCCAGACCUCUACUCCACGUCGCCUUUGAGCUCUUAGCCGCUCAAUCGAGUUUCAAAGAUACCAUGAGAUUAUACGGAUUCGAAUGUGGUCGAGUAUUCCAUUGCGAUCCUGCGCUAAGCCUCGAGCCGCAUAUCAUCUCGUUGAUCACCACUCAACCGCAUACUACCGAAUUUGGAAAUCUAUAUAUUACCGUUUCGGAAAUGAUCAGUGCAGGUGGAAAUUCCGACGUCUAUAGAGGGACUUUACAUACUUAUGCACAUGGCGAACAGAAAACGAACAUUGACGCGGAAGAUAGGGAUGUGGUUAUCAAGGUGAUUUGUCCACAAGCAUUCCAGGAUGAUCCGAGAUGGGUUGCGAAGAAAGCGACCACACGAGAAGCGAAACAAUCGAUGAUCAACGAAAUCACCAUGUACAAUAAUCAUGCGGCUGCGCUUCAAGGCGAAGUCAUCCCGCGCUAUUAUGGAUUAUGGGAAUGGAAGGGUCAAUUGAGGAAAAGCGAUGUGGGUGACCGUGAAGAUAUGACUGAAAAGUCCUAUCGGGUAUUCAUAGAGGUGUUGGAAGAUGUUGGGAUAUCGAUGAAUCAAAGAUUCGGUUGGCCAGAGAAUACCAAUCCGGAAUUCAUUAGGAUCGAACAUAAAAUGGAAAUCUUAGCAGCAUACGCUCAACUUCACAAGAUAAAGAUCCACCACGGAUUUAUUGGACCCGAAGUCAUCAGAUUCAACCCUAGAAUUGGAUAUCCAAGUAUUGAUUCUGGAAUCCGAUUGAUCGAUUUUACCCAUUCGCUCGUGGUCAGGUACUCUAGUCAUUGCAGGGACGAGCUCGAUCAUCUCCAGCUGCUCUACAGAAUUACACACGAAGAAUUGAUGGAGUUUUUCCAGCAAAUGAGAGAGAAUGGCGAGUCGUUCACUUACAUGGAUGGAGUUGGUCGACCGGAGUUGGAUGAAGAUCUGGAUAUGGCAUAG
Messenger RNA from Kwoniella mangroviensis CBS 8507, 2130 nucleotides. RefSeq lists its product as uncharacterized. Lineage: Eukaryota; Fungi; Basidiomycota; Tremellomycetes; Tremellales; Cryptococcaceae. The coding region runs from base 1 to 2130 and encodes 709 amino acids. Gene Ontology annotation, biological process: protein phosphorylation. Gene Ontology annotation, molecular function: ATP binding; protein kinase activity. The record is from RefSeq and is a predicted model, not a curated record. The transcript is spliced from 4 exons.